GUGGGUGCCUCCACCCAUAGCCUGAAGACACCACUCCCCUCAUCAUAUCUCUCUCCCUCCUCCCUGGGUCCUGUCACUCACUCUCACGCACCAUCGAGAGCACUUUGACUAAGAUUUUUGUUUUCGCAGCGAGUGGUGGCUUCUAACAGCCGUUCAGUCCACUGUGUGUGUGUGUGUGUGUAUCUGUCUGUGGUGGUCUGCUGCUCGCAGUUGGACAGUGUCAUGCCGGCUGUAGCAGCAUGUGGAAGGUAGCUCUCGUUUUGUACCAGCUGUUGGCACUUGGUCAGCCGCUCUGGGCUCACGAUGAUGUCCCAGCCGUCACUCCUCAGGACUGCAGUCUGGACUGUAUACGACAGGGAGGACCUGUAUGUGAAUACUGCAGAAUAACCAGAGCUGAUGUCAGGAGGGCUCUAGGUUUUAACUCCAUCGAAGCAUUUGGAAGUUGUAUUCCAUGGCCCUGUUUUGAGUUGCUAGGAGAAGAAGACCCUACAAUCUGUCAGCAUUAUGUCCAAGCACCAAAUGAUGUGACGGUUGAGUUUGUACAUGAGCCAAACCCCAAAUCUGAAACCAUUGUUGUCUCCUGGAAACCCAGUUACUAUGGGAUCACGUUCCUGCGAGGCUUUCAGGUGUUCCUCCAGGCUCUGGGGGGGUCUAGUAUUGCCUGUCAGCUCUUUCUCUUCCACCUUAACCUCUCCCUCACGCCGUCACAUGCUCAAAGGGUGUACACGUCUGACCCUUUCCCCGGCCUCUCCCUUGGAUCCCAGUAUGCAGUUACGGUCAUGGCCCUGCCAGUGCCUGAGAAGUGGGAGAAGUUCUACCAGAGCAAGAUCUUCUCCACACGCUCAUGUGCAGAGAAGAACGGUCUUGAGGAGUGCAGAAAAGACUGGUACCCCAAACAUGUUGAGGUGCAGCAGAAAGGGACUGCGAUCACUGUGACCUUUAACUUGGCUCCCCCAAACCUGGGCAUCAGAAGCUACUUCUCACUGUGUUACGCAAACGGCAUGAAGAACUACAUAGACAUAACACCCAAUACCUCCAAAAACAAAACUCACCACAGCUAUCAGCUGAAUGACCUUCAAGAAGGAACUAAUUACACCUGUGAGAUUGCAGCUAACGAAAUGGAUGCAGUGAGGAAAACCUUCAAUGUCCAGGUCUUGCACAUUCAAAAAGGAGCCACACCACUCUCUGUCACCCCCUCCUUGGCUCUGAUUCUCCCACUGUGCCUGGCUGUGGUAGCCAUCGUUGUAGUCUUACUGGCUGUUCUCACCAGGCCAAGGCUGCAGCUGAAGAAACUUUUCAUAAAACCAGCAUUGUGUGAAAUGCAACAUCACCCAGGGAGCGGCACUCAGGAGGAAGUAGUGUCGUUGCCCAGAAACAGGCUGACCCCUCCUCGUCUUCUGAUUUGCUACAGCAGCUAUGAUGGCCCUGCUCAUGUCAAAGCCGUCAUGCAGUUGGGGGCUUUCAUACAGGAGCACAUGGCCACUCAGGUGUGCCUGGACCUGUGGGACUCUCUGAGCGUGGCUGAGGAGGGCAGUAUGGCCUGGCACUGCCGGCAGAUCCGGGAAAGCAACUUCAUCUUGGUGAUCUGCUCUCAGGGCCUAAACCACAGACCUGAGCCUCCAGAGCCAGAGGGUGACAGCGAAGAUGGGGAGGCAGACGGAGGGCUGGACGCCUUCAGCUCAGAUGCAGCCAUCAAACUCAUUGGAGAGGAGGUGGGCCGAGCCAAAGCCAGAGGCCAGGACUUGUCCAAAUACAUGGCGGCCAUUUUUGAGUACUCUGAGGAAACUGACAUCCCCACUGAGCUGAGGCUGGUAUCUCCCUACACGCUGACAAGGGACUUAUCGCUGCUCUUCUCUCACCUCCAUGGAGUGGCUCUGCAUAGGCCGGGGGGUUACCUGAAGAUAAACCACAUUUCAGAGGAAGGCUUUACUAAAUUACCAUCUGGAGCAGCACUGCAGUGGGCUAUCUCUGAGGCUGGGGUGGAAAUGAGGGCAAAAAGCUGUCACUCUGCAGAGGGAGGAGACUAAACACACACAAUAAAGGAAUCCAUACGCCCUGACUUAAUGAUGAUCCUCAGCCCAAUGUAGGAGAAAGGUUGGCUGGAGGAUAAAUGGUCAUGAUGGCCACAAACUUGAUGGCUCCAUAUCUGGCCAGAAAGGAGAAGCCAUGAGUUCACAGCUAGAAGGUGACUAGUACAUGUACAGUCCCUGCUGAUUUGCCCUUAAGCAUUUGCCCAGCUAAACACCCCUACCUCAGUUGUGCUACAACGUCAGCAACCGUGCACUUCGACCAGUUGAAAGUGUUAACAUGCUACAUGAAGGAUUUGUAGAAAGAACAUCCAGUAAUGUGUGUAAAGGUCAGUUAAGCUAUCUUAGACCUACAAAUGUAUCUUGUAUACUUUUUUUGUCAUUUCUGGUAAAAAAAAACAACCAUUUGUAAUAAGCACUGUAUAUUAAUUAAAGACUUAUAAUCCCUAUAUAAUUGAGUUAUUGAAGUCAGAAUGUUUUCAUUGAAGUACAUAUUAAACAUUGUACACAUGCAUGUUGACAAUCAUCCUUAUAGUUUAUUUAUACAUGUGCAUAUCUCAUAUAUUAAUGGAUUAAUGGGUCCUAUCAUUUUUUGCUAAUAUGAGGUUACACAUAUGGGAAAAUGUGAGUGAUCUUGCCUUUUGUAUUAUCAUUUUUGUGAAAUGUGAAUUUUCUUUUGUGCAUCUAAUCAUCUAAUAAAAUAAUAUGGAAACAA
This is a messenger RNA of Dicentrarchus labrax (European seabass), 2742 nucleotides long. RefSeq names its product interleukin-17 receptor D. Gene Ontology annotation, molecular function: interleukin-17 receptor activity; protein binding. The transcript is spliced from 12 exons. Bases 240 to 2027 code for a protein of 595 amino acids. The record is from RefSeq and is a predicted model, not a curated record. Lineage: Eukaryota; Metazoa; Chordata; Actinopteri; Moronidae.